This is a messenger RNA of Microtus oregoni (creeping vole), 5065 nucleotides long. RefSeq lists its product as uncharacterized. Lineage: Eukaryota; Metazoa; Chordata; Mammalia; Rodentia; Cricetidae. Bases 52 to 855 code for a protein of 267 amino acids. The record is from RefSeq and is a predicted model, not a curated record. The transcript has 2 exons.
AGUAAACUUUUCCUAACAUUCUAAACAGACAAGGUUUCUAGUGCAUGAAGGAUGGUGUCCUUCACAGUCGGCAGCACGCGUGUGGAAGGUGUCCUUCACGGUCGGCAGCACACGUGUGGAAGGUGUCCUUCACGGUACGGCAGCACGCGUGUGGAAGGUGUCCGUCACGGUCAGCAGCACACGUGUGGAAGGUGUCGGUCACCGUACGGCAACACGCGUGUGGAAGGUUUCGAAGGUGUCGGUCACGGUACGGCAGCACGCGUGUGGAAGGUGUCCUUCACAAUCGGCAGCACGCGUGUGGAAGGUGUCGGUCAUGGUUGGCAGCACGCGUGUGGAAGGUGUCCCUCACGGUCAGCAGCACACGUGUGGAAGGUGUCGGUCACGGUACGGCAGCACACGUGUGGAAGGUGUCCGUCACGGUACGGCAGCACGCGUGUGGAAGGUGUCCGUCACGGUACGGCAGCACGCGUGUGGAAGGUGUCCGUCACCAUACGGCAACACGCGUGUGGAAGGUGUCCGUCACCGUACGGCAACAUGCGUGUGGAAGGUGUCCCUCACGGUACGGCAGCACGCGUGUGGAAGGUGUCGGUCACGGUACGGCAGCAUGAGUGUGGAAGGUGUCGGUCACAGUACGGCAGCACGCGUGUGGAAGGUGUCGGUCACGGUCGGCAGCAUGAGUGUGGAAGGUGUCGGUCACAGUACGGCAGCACGCAUGUGGAAGGUGUCCCUCAUGGUACGGCAGCACGUGUGUGGAAGGUGUCCCUCACGGUACGGCAGCACGCGUGUGGAAGGUGUCCCUCACGUUAUACAGCACCCGUUACACGUCAGCCAGAAGUGCCCAUUCUUUAUCUUUAACAACCUCCCUUUGCUGCUUCCCGACUUCCAUGAAGCUUCGUCCCACUAAGAGAAAAAACGGUCGGAGCCAUCUGCGCCAGGUCAGAUUACAGAGUUGAGCACCUGAAGGUUUGGGAGUUCUUCUGUGUGACUUUAAUGUUACUAAUAAGAAAACUAAAAUGUACAGCAGAAAGGUAACUUAGAAGUAAGGCUUUAAAAUAUGAAAAUAUAUUAAGAAGCCAAGGAGGUAAUAAAGUCUUGUUCCUUUACUAACACCCUCCGGUUUCCAGCUUGCUGUUCGGUGCCUUCUAGUGCAGAUCAGAAUUGCUGCAUUAGGAGAAACCCAGGGGAUGACCUAGCUGCUCUCUCUGCCAUACACACACCUUCACCGUCAGAGGCUGUGAAGUAAGGUCCAGCCAUUCUCAAACCUUGGCCCUGGUCAACAGCAUAGCCACACCCCGAUGCCUCUUGUUACCCAUACUUGGUAAAUGUAUAUGCGGAUACUUUUCCGUUUCUGCGAUUCCUCAGUUUCUGGUCUAGCAGUUGGUGAACACAUUAAGGAAAGUAUUAAUUCCAGGGAAAAAAAUGUAAAAUAACAUAGAUGGGGAUGUAGUGCUCAAACGUAGACACCUGUGCAGCACGUUAUUCUCUUCUGAUUUAUGCCUUAUGAGUUCUCUGCCACACAGCAGUGACAUACUGCCAUGUUAUUUGUAUUUGUGGGGAUUUGUUUGUUAUAAAAUAAACCCAACGGAAUGACAUUGAUCAGUGUUGUAACAGUUUGAAAGUGAGUUUGAAUCAGCCCGUUUUCAGUCACCAAGGACACACACUCUGGAGGGAAGCAAAGUAAAGAGAAACUCGAUCCCAUUCAGUCCUAAGCCGGAGAGACGCUGUUCCUUACUGUGCUUAUGAUUCCAUGAGCAGUGGCCUCUGCCACUAAUAACAUAAACUGUAUGAAAGCAGCCCUGUGUAACCUCAGUGUCUGCAACCUGAAGUCUAAAUUCCGUUCAGUAACUUUAAGCUUCCUGGAUUUAUCAGAUACCAGGAUACUGAGGAGAACUUCUCCAGGUUGCUUUUGUUUGCACUGUUUCCGUGAGCACCCUGAUGCAGUGGUGUGUCUUCCCCACCUUGUUUCAUGCGGUUCCUUUGGUCCAUUUUUGAGGACUUCAGUUGUCGAUAACCGACAGUCUCAUCUAAUUCACCGCAUGUUUAUAAAUAAAAAUACUAGUUUUUGUCUUUAUGGGUAGGAUAGCACACUGUAAAACACUGAGAAGGAGGAUCACUCCAUUUCUGAACUUGGAUUAUAUUAUAAAGGGGUUUCUUAACCAAAAAGCUUAGUAUUUCAAUUAUAUAUUGUUUUUCCAUUUAAAAAGAAUAGAAUGUCAUACUGGUGAUUAGAAACUGCACAGGACUCUCUGAGCGGCUUUUCUGCACUGGGGUUAUACGAUGCCGUUGGAGCAAGAGGCUCUUCUCUUUUGAGCUGAAUGCCCACUGUUGUUCCAUCACCAAGUUGGGUGAGACACUUAUUGAAAUAUUUUAAUUUUCUUAAAGUGGUUUGCAAGAAUAAGUGAUUUGAAAACCAGCAAUUGACAGCUUAACCUCUUAAAAAUAGAGUAUUUGCCAGAUUGAAUAAACAUGAAAUACAGUGUAAAAUAAUAUUAAUAAAAUCCUGAGUCAUCAGACUGGUACAAUUUCCCAUGCUAAUGUGUUGAGACAACCUUUAGUAUCGUUUGUGCUGUGUGAAUCUAACAGGUAGCAUCACCCUGGUACUGUACUGCAGAGAACCUACUGGUCAUGGAGGAGGAACAGCCCCGCCUCCUUGUCUAACCCUGACCACACACCACAAAGUCUUGCUUCUUCCCCGCCCCCUCUCCUGGCAGUAUUUUUGUAACAUUAGACAUUUGUCCUAUGAGAAGUAUAUACAAGACCAAAUUCAGGAUACAGUUUUGCAGAAAUGUAGGAGGACAUGAAGUAACGGGCAGAAAUGAGAGUAACAAUUCAGAAACGAGAGUAACAAUUCAGAAACGAGAGUAACAGUUCAGAAACGAGAGUAACAGUUCAGAGACGAGAGUAACAGUUCAGAGACGAGAGUAACAGUUCAGAGACGAGAGUAACAGUUCAGAGACGAGAGUAACAGUUCAGAGACGAGAGUAACAGUUCAGAAACGAGAGUAAAGAGCUAGUUCCAGGACAGGCUCCAAAACCACAUAGAAACCUUGUCUCGAAAAAUAAAAAAAUAAAAACAGAAACGAGAGUAACAGUUCAGAGACGAGAGUUCCUAUGUGGGUUUUGCUUCUGAACGUGAAGAAGAUGGGUUUGUGAUGUUUACAGACUGAGACAUACUCAUAUGUCUGAUAUCAUAUUACUACAUUUAAUAGGGUUUACCAAAAGAGUAGACUCAAGUGUAUCGUAAGGUAUAAAUGAGUCUGUUUUAAAAACUGUGUACCUGGGGGGCUGGAGAGAUGGCUCAGAGGGUAAAAGCAUUGCCUGCUCUUCCAAAGAUCCUGAGUUCAAUUCCCAGCAUCCACAUGGUGGCUCACAACCAUCUGCAAUGAGGUCUGGUGCCCUCUUCUGGCCUGCAGGCAUACACACAGACAGAAUAAUGUAUACAUAAUAAAUAAAUAAAUAAAUAAAUAUUUUUUUAAAGUUGUGUACCUGAAGGUAGGCUAAUAGAUCUUUGUAUGUACAGAGAGAACUGCACCUAAUUGGAUGAUCUGUCCCCAUCCACAGAGUUGCUAUGUGGCUUGCUGUAUUCGAGUGUAACAGUUCAGUGUUGGUCUUAUCAGGAGAUGUUUUUAUGUCUUCAUCAGUUACAAAAUUUACCAAAGAAAAUGCUACCAAAAUUAUUUUCAGAAUGUCUAUUAAGUAACUUAGCUCCUUUAAUGCAAUUGCUUUCUCACACCAAAGGGAACAAGUAUACAUGAUUUGAACUGGGAGACACAAAUACAGUAACAGACGUACAGGAUUGUGUUUAUCUUUACAUCAGUAAGAUGUCAGUGCUCCAAUAACAGUACCAAUUAGAGAAUAACUUGUAUUCCUUAUGACAUAUUAAAAUUAAGGAUUUGGCUUGUCAGUUUUAUUAUGGGUUGUUUAGGUGAAUUAUAGGGAAACUUACUGAAGGGUGCUCCUGAGUGGGCAGAGGCGUUUGUUUCUGGUGUUAUUAUUAGCUGAACUAAUGAUUGAUUCACAUUGAUUUUUGUACAUGUCCACUCUUGAAAACAUAAUUGGCUUAAAGGAAGCUAAAACAUCUGUAAAAGACGUAGGCCAAAAAGAUCUAAAGGGUUUAAUCUGUGUAAUGAUUUAUUAAAUCAUGAAACACAGUUUUUUUUGAAACUGCUAUUCCAAACAAGUCCUUUUAUUAUAGUUAAUAAAUAUUGGAUGGGGCAUGGUGGCACAGGCCAGAGGCAGAGGCAGACAGUUGUCCGUGAGUUCAAGGCCAGCCUGGUACUGGUGGUGAAUUCCAGAGUAGCCAGGGCUAAUGAAAUCCUAUCUGAAUAAAAACAAACAAGAAUGUGUCGCUUCUCAGACGAGAAGAUUGGCUUUCAGAUAACGACAGACUGAUAAUGGUUUGGGUUUUUAAUUAUCCUUUCUAAAUAGAAGCAAAGAUAUGAAAGAUGCUCCAUGUGAUGUUAGCAAUGUUUGAAGUCAGUGUGUUUACAUUGUAGCAAUGUUUGAAGUCUGUGUUUACAUUGUAUCUUUAGGUUCUUCUAAAAUUAGGCAGGCUUUAUUAAAUUCUGUUUAAAAUUGGCUAAAAGAAACCAUCUUAGCAGUGCAAGGGUUUUAUUGCCUUGGCUGUAUGUAAUGUGACUUCUGUAACAGGCAAACAAAAUACCCUGCUUUUAUUAUUUGUUUCAUAAGAGGAUAUUUAGAUCAACUUCUUGUUGUUGUUUUUAACUAACGUCAAUCUGUAGCUUUGUGUAAACUUCCCCAACAUUGGUGGGAUUCUGCUGCUGAAACUACUGGACAGACAUAUAAAAAGUAUGAUCGUUCCUGACGAGUGUCCUUUCAACCUAGGACAAAAAAAAUCUUUUUUUUCCCCCAGAGCUGAAGAAAAAAAAUAAACGCACAUCUAAAAUCAUAUGUAUUGGUGCAUGUGAGCCAUUAGCCUGUCUGACCGGAUGGAUUCAUGCUGUUGGUUGUUGAACUGUGAAAUGUGGUCACUGUUGAACUUGUAAAUAUCGGCCAGAGAUGAAAGAAUAUUUUAAGUUAUUGUAAAUAAAGAUGUAAAAAAUUCA